Messenger RNA from Trichobilharzia szidati, 3218 nucleotides. Lineage: Eukaryota; Metazoa; Platyhelminthes; Trematoda; Strigeidida; Schistosomatidae. The record is from the annotation of a GenBank genome assembly.
AAAGUCUGCUUUAAGGACACCAACUCUUUUCAUAGACCGCAAAACGCGAUUAAAACUAAGGAAAUUGAAAAGGAAAUUUUAUUUAUAUAAAGAAUUUAGUGCAUUACACCAGAUACAUGAAACAUUUAAAAAUCUUGAGCAGAGACAUAAAAUGAAGGCACAACUCGAGGAAAAUAAAGCCCUAGGGGGCACCUCUAAAACUCAGGAACUCUGCAAGAUCUUGCAAAAACGACUAAACAAGGGUAAAGAAAAUAAUGUUGGCCACUUGGAGCAUGAAGGUAUAAUUUAUGAUGAUCCCCAGAUUAUUUGUGAACUCCUAAACCAAUGGUUCUCCAAUAACACCAAAGCGCAUCCGUCUCCAAUCCUCGAUAUAACCUGCAAGAAUAACUACGAGUUAGGUGAAAUCAACUUUAAUAUGCAAAAUAUAGCAUCAGCGGUAAAGACACUAAAAGCUAACGGUAGUUGUGGGACAGAUGAUAUACCAUCUAUCAUUUACAAAAACGGUGGCUCGGAUAUGAUAGUACUAUUACUUAGAAUAUUCACCCUCUCACUAGUGACUGGAACCUACCCUGAAACUUGGAAAAACACGUAUAUACUACCUAAGCAUAAAGGAGGGGCCAAAACUAGUGCAUGUAAUUAUAGGCCUAUCAAUAUAACACCUGUCAUAUCAAGGAUCAUGGAGAAAGUAAUCAAAGACCAAAUGUCAGACUACUUUCUAAAACACAAACUCAUCAACCAGUCGCAACACGGAUUCCUUGAAAAAAGAUCUUGCGUCACUUGCCAUAUAGACUUUUUCAACGAAGUCACCUAUAGAAGAGAUAGGAGAGAACUAGUAAUUAUCCUCUAUUUCGAUAUCAGGAAAGCCUUCGACAGAGUCCCACAUAGUCUGUUAGUCAGCAGGCUAUGCUCACUAGGGAUACGCAACCCCCUCCACAACUGGAUAAAAUCAUUUCUCAGUGACAGAAAUCAGACAACAAAAAUUGGCUCGAUGACCUCCAGGCCUAGGCCGAUUAGCAGUGGUGUCAUCCAGGGGAGUGUAUUGGGACCCCUUCUUUUCAUUAUAUACAUAAACAGUAUAUGUGAGUGCUUUAGUAUAGGCAAGCCAAUACUGUAUGCAGAUGACUUAAAGGUGAAAUAUACCUGCACAAACACAGAUAUCGGUACAACUAUGAACUCCAUACAUGAAGAAUUAACAAAAAUGGAUAUAUGGUGUGACACCUGGAGACUUGAGUUUAAUGUCGAAAAGUGUGGCUGGCUCUACAUAGGCUGUCCUAACCUAGAACUCGACCUAGCAAUUCAGGGCCACAAAAUCCCUAGACUCAAAUCUGUGCUAGACCUAGGACUGACAUAUUCACACAAUCUAUCAUUUUCUGAACAUAUCUCGAAACAAGUAUCGAAAUCACGCAGGCUUAUUGGUUUCCUACUCAGGAACUUCUACAGAAGUGAAUCCAGAAUACUACUGUACACGGUUUGUGUGCGCCCACUCCUAGACUAUUGUUCAUUCAUAUUUAGUAGUAUACGCAUAGAAGACAAACUAAAAGUAGAAGGAGUACAGAGGUACUUCACGCUGAAAGUAAUCGGAACCGAAAACGGCACAAACUACUCUACCAGAUGUGAAAUUCUAGGACUAGAAACAUUAUGGUUAAGACGACUGCGACUAAAUCUGGUACUCUUCUAUAAACUACUUAACCACAUAGUGUAUACCCCUACUAAUUGUACUCGGUUUCCAGAAGACACUGGAUAUAACCUUAGACACACUAAAGGUACGGUGGCUAUAGAACAAUGUAAAACAGCCACCAGGCAAAAAUUUUUCAUGAUUAGGUAUGCCCAAAUAUGGAAUAAACUACCUGAGGAGAUGCGACUAGCAAGCUCACUGGUGUCCUUUGAAAAAGCUCUUAAUGACACACUAAGUGGGUUUGCAAGUGAUACCAGUGCUCAUUCCCAUGUAAGAGCUUCAGAAAUUAUAGGCCCAUUAAAUGUAUGAACUUAGAGACUACACCUGUUGUUUCUUUUGCCGUUAUCUAUAAUUUCAGACAAAAAAGCAGCAGUCAUGAAAAUAACACCCAUACAAAUAAGAGUCGAUCGAAUUAUGUCUACCUGAUACAAAGCCUGAACCAUAAUCAACAUACGAAUGAAAUAUGAGAAAACAAGGUCGAGACUUACCACAACAUCACAUGGAAGGAUAUAAGUUACUUGGAUAUUAUUUAUAAUCCACCAACUGAUCUCCUUUCCAAAAGGAAUGCGGCGAUACUUUAUCCACAGUGAUGAGGAAAUACAUAAAUCCACAGUUCCCGUUGUAUACACUCAGUGGAGAUUGCAGCCAACAAAGUAGUGCAUUUAAAGCAUAUGCACACUUCCCAUCAUCAUGGCGACACCGCGGAAUAUAUCAAAAUCGCAGAGUAAUCAAACCCAACACGUGAUGUAAUUAACUAAAUCCAAAAGGAAAACAAGUUGUAGUACAUAUUUGAAUAUUCAUCCAUAUGUCGAUCAUGAUGACAAAUCCAAAUCACUACCUAUACAGCGUCAAUAAAUCUGGAUAUCUAUGAAAUGACGAAAAUAUGCUGAUAGCUGCAUCUCAGAUCCCAAUGACUCAUUCGAUGGCAAAAUUCUGCUCCUGCAUGCCUCUUUCGACAUUUUUGUAUGGAUUGGUUCGCAGUUACUCAGGUUCCAGACCGAAAAGAAUAAAAAAUUCACCAGUUGCUGAAUUAUAAUUACUUCUCUGCAUGUUUAACUGGAUACUAACUGCUGUGCUGUGCAGGAUUUUCUUCUCUUCCUGAAAUAGCGUUCAAGCACGUGGUUGUCGCUCAACUUCGAUGGAAACCUUCGUGGAAGAUUUACAAAUUAACAAUUAUAAGAAUCUGUUCCGAUUGCUUGUACUAUAUAAUUCAACAAUUUGAACUUUUUAAAAAAGUGAUAAUCUUAAUAUCCCUUGUAAACGUUGUACUUACCUCAAUAUUGGUUGGUUAUCGUAUGCCUACAACUACGGGUUGAAAACGAAACGAAGUCGAUUUUCCUGCGCAACCUGGAGGACUACUGUUUAAUUCAAUAAUGAUACCACAUGGGUCAGACAAUGAGUGUAUUUAUAUAUAUAUAUCAAAUAUUUAGCUGUUCAAACAUUAUUAAAUUGUAGACAGUCUACUAUUUGUCAUUAUAUCAUACUUGAUCGUGCCUGUAAAAAUGGCAUGCAUUUUCAUGUAAAUUUAUGUUUAUAUGAAAAU